This is a messenger RNA of Xyrichtys novacula (pearly razorfish), 438 nucleotides long. Lineage: Eukaryota; Metazoa; Chordata; Actinopteri; Labriformes; Labridae. The record is from the annotation of a GenBank genome assembly.
AUGCUUUCAGACUCGGCAGACGAGAGCAUGAGAAAAGUGAAUAGCGAUGAUUUUAUGGAGGAAGGCAUGUCUGAUGACGAACUGCUUAAAGUGUCUCAAAAAAGGAAAAAUAUUGAGUCUGUUAAAAAGAACAAAAAAACAAGAAAACCGAUCAUGAGGAAGACCCCAGAGUCAGAGAGUGACUUCUCUUUUACACAGGACUCUCAGUCGCCGUACUCCCCGGCUCAGAUCAAAACCUUCCUGGCACAGAUUAAAGGCUCCAGGCUGCCCAAUGUAAGAGAGUAUUUCCCAGACCUGCGCUCUUUUAUGAAGUCUGCCAGACCCCUCACCAGAAAGAGCCAUGGGGAGGAGGUUUUAACAGAACAAGAGGUCUUCAGACUCAAAAAGGUUUUACAGAGGGUAAAAGAGCAAUUCAUCAGUGACGAAGAUGAGUUUUAG